AUGGAGCAGGCUGUGGAGAAACUCAAAGAAGCAGCACACGCUGGUAACACAGAAUUGUUGCUGCAGCUACAUCGACAACAUCCCCUGCUUAUUGACAGAAUCAUCGUUGGUUGUUUCGGCGAGACGCCUCUGCACGUGGCAGCACUGCUCGGCCAUUCCGAGCUGGCCAGGGUGCUUGUGGAUCUAAAACCGGAGCUAGCCGAAGCUUUAGAUUCAAGUAGAUCGACGCCUCUUCAUUUGGCAUCGGCCAAAGGGGACAUCCAGAUUGUGCGUCAUUUGGUCUCUACCAAGCCCGAGAUGUGCUCGGUUCUGAAUGGAGAGGGGUUAAACCCGCUGCACCUUGCAGCCAUCAAGGGUAAAGUAGAGGUUUUGAGAGAGUUGGUCCGAACCAAGCCAGAAGCGGCUCGGGCCACUUCUAGCCAGGGGAAACCAUCCUGCACCUGUGCGUCAAGUACUUUCAGAUGGAGGCUCUAA
This is a messenger RNA of Thlaspi arvense, 474 nucleotides long. Lineage: Eukaryota; Viridiplantae; Streptophyta; Magnoliopsida; Brassicales; Brassicaceae. The record is from the annotation of a GenBank genome assembly.